AUGUAUGAAUCCAAGACACUGCAGAGCUGGAGAGCAGACGUUCUGACAGCGACGUCGUGGUUGGCACCCAUCAUCUGGGAGUGCACCUUCAAUUUAGACAUCAUUGACAACAUUCACCAGCGCUGGGGAGCUGAGGCGCUCAGCCAGCUUGUCGCUGCAGUUCACCUAUCUUACUACUAUGAGAGGCGGGACAAAUUCCUCUACGAACGCAGACCUGCCUCAUUAUCCUUUGUGCCCCUGAAUGAGGGGGACUUCUACUAUGACGGAGCAGUGUUUGGAGGGACUGUGGAGGAGGUCCACAAGCUGACUAGGACAUGCCAGGAGCAUCUGGACAGAGACAGGGUUAAUGGCAUAGAGGCAGCGUGGCAAGAGGAGAACCAUCUCAACCGCUACCGUAUCUACAACAAACCCACCCGGCUGCUCUCCCGAGUACAUAUAUGGGACUACAGAAGGAGUCAUGAUGCACCUGAGAUCAAGGUCAUAAGGCUGGCCUCUGUCAUUAAGAAUAACGUAGAAAUACGACAAUGUAAAAAUGUAGAGGGUCAAUAA
This is a messenger RNA of Salvelinus namaycush (lake trout), 549 nucleotides long. RefSeq names its product histo-blood group ABO system transferase-like. Lineage: Eukaryota; Metazoa; Chordata; Actinopteri; Salmoniformes; Salmonidae. Gene Ontology annotation, cellular component: Golgi apparatus; membrane; vesicle. Gene Ontology annotation, biological process: carbohydrate metabolic process. The record is from RefSeq and is a predicted model, not a curated record. Bases 1 to 549 code for a protein of 182 amino acids. The transcript has 3 exons. Gene Ontology annotation, molecular function: hexosyltransferase activity.